UCGGAGCUAGGAGCGAAGAGUCACGCGAUGAUAUUCAAAUUCGUGGUUAUUUGUUUCCUCCUCGGCUUUGACGUUCGAGCCGAGGAUGGGUUUCGAAUGUCUCCCCGGGAAAUUGAUGGCGCUCGUUACUGCGACUUCGACGGUUCUCGAAAGAACUACGAUGCUACUGAUUUAUUAAAGUGUAUCGACGCGCUAGCCGCUGAUUUCGUCGGCCGAGAAAGCGAUCGUGGCGUCAAGAGUGGGAAAAGUCAGUGGAACGGGUCAACGGGCAGACGGAUCUCUUUCUCGGACGUUUUUGCCAAUCUAUUCAACGAGGACUCGUCAUUGCUGCAUCAGACCAGCACUUAUCCAGCGGAUACGACGUCUAGCCACUACCAAUCGAAUUAUCCGAUCACGUCAGGUGGAACGUUCAAUCUUUCGCCGGGAUUUCAGUUGAAUCUCUUCGACGCUCUGUCCUCGAUAUCCCGCCACGACGACUACAAGUGUGUGCCCAGGAUACUCUGCGAAAUGGCGAGUGGGAAACUACCCGGGAGAUCGUUGGCCAAACAAACCCCCGGUUUGUUCGAGUUCCUCGGAAAAAACGCUUUAACGGAAUGGCUGGCUACGGUUGACGUUGCGGGAGCAUCCCCGUGGCUCAACUUCGGUAGAGCGAUGAUUCUCGGUUAUAGCAACAGAGGAAACUCUCUGGCGUGUUACAGGGCUUUUCCAAAGUGCCCCAGAGACUCGAAUGAACUUGUGCAUUACCUCAACAACUACAACGGGGGGUUCUUUCGACUUUUCGGCAGGCUUCGAUUUGCGAAACAGCGGGAAUCCAAAGGUGAUUAUUCAAGGACGAGUACGGAACAAAGAAUAAUUAGUGGUGGCUCGAUACAGGCUGAUCGCCCCGAAGAAGUUGGACAUAAAGUUCAUUUCCCGAAUUACGAGCUGUUUAGAAGCAGCAAUGACAUCGCAUUUCCGAUCGAAACAGUCACGAACGACGAACCCGUGACAAACAGUGUCGUUAAUUAUGUGCAAAAGCCAGACGUGAAUUCUUGGCAAGACGCUGCGUUUUUCCCUCAGAAUGCGGUCAACAGGAGGUUCUCUCGAUUCCGGUUUCCCUGAAUUUUCAGAGGACUCGAAGUAAUAUUCUUAUUGUGGUCAUGAUUUAAAUUGGAAAACGAACUAAUUUUUGUGUUCCUG
Messenger RNA from Hylaeus volcanicus, 1179 nucleotides. RefSeq lists its product as uncharacterized. Lineage: Eukaryota; Metazoa; Arthropoda; Insecta; Hymenoptera; Colletidae. The annotation marks the transcript as partial. The record is from RefSeq and is a predicted model, not a curated record. The transcript has 6 exons.